CCCCAUCUCAGGCAUAGCCCAGGGGUGGCCCGCUACGCGCAGUGAUAGUUCUGACAGCGGAUUUCCCUGCGGCAGGGGGCUAACCGCGCGCACAGGCUCGAAGGGGUGUCGGGAGUGCUGCCGCCUCCGAGCGGACAGCCCCAAUCGCCCAGGCUCGGUGCCCGCGCAAUUUCCGCACCUUUCCGCAUCCGCAUCCGGUCCUGAGGCCACGCUGGUGCACAUGCGCACAGGCGCGUGCUCCCACUUGUUCCCUAAAGGACGUGGGACCUAGGGGCGGAGCGGAGCUGAGCUGCCAGGGCGGUGAGAUCAUUCCCUCGACUUGGCGCGUGUGGCCCCGCCCCUCAAAGUUUCUCCUCCAAUGAGACGAGGACAGGAUAGACCCUGCUGGCCAGGUUUCAGUGUUAACGGUUGCCGCGCGGACACUGCUCCCGGCGCACGCGCACACGGGCGCGCGCUCGCACUUGGGGCGGUGGUUGGCGGCUUCGGGCAUCCAGGGCUCCGUGAGCUAGCUGGCCGGCUAGCUGGCUGGCGGGGUUGGCGAUGGGCGAGGCGCCCGUGGGGACGCCUUCUUUCGAGAUGACCUGGAGCAGCACGACAAGCAGUGGCUACUGCAGCCAGGAGGACUCGGACUCGGAGCUCGAGCAGUACUUCACUGCGCGUACCUCGCUGGUGCGCCGGCCGCGCCGGGACCAGGACGAGCCGGUGGAGUGGGAGACACCAGACCUUUCUCAGGCCGAGAUUGAGCAGAAGAUCAAGGAGUACAAUGGCCAGAUCAACAGCAACCUCUUCAUGAGCCUGAAUAAGGACGGCUCCUACACGGGCUUCAUCAAGGUUCAGUUGAAGCUGGUGCGCCCCGUCUCAGUGCCCUCCAGCAAGAAACCCCCCACCCUGCAGGACGCCCGGCGGGGCCUAGGGCGGAGCACAGCCGUGAAGCGCCGCACCUCCUUCUACCUCCCCAAGGAUGCCGUCAAGCACCUGCACGUGUUGUCACGCACUCGGGCGCGAGAGGUCAUCGAGGCCCUGCUGCGCAAGUUCUUGGUGGUGGACGACCCCCGCAAGUUUGCGCUCUUUGAGCGGGCUGAGCGCCACGGCCAAGUGUACCUCCGGAAGCUGUCGGAUGACGAGCAGCCCCUGCGGCUGCGGCUCCUGGCAGGGCCCAGUGAGAAGGCCCUGAGCUUUGUCCUGAAGGAGAAUGAUUCCGGGGAGGUGAAUUGGGAUGCCUUCAGCUUGCCCGAACUGCACAACUUCCUGCGCAUCCUUCAGCGGGAGGAAGAGGAGCACCUCCGCCAGAUCGUGCAGAAGUACUCCCACUGCCGCCAGAAGAUCCAGGAGGCCCUGCAUGCCUGCCCCCUGGGGUGACCCCUCGUGCCCCUGGGUGGAAGGAGAGUAGGCAGCACCAAGGGCGUGCGGUGUGAGUGUGACAGGGCCCAUGUGGCCUGAGGAAUGAGUGUGCAUGGAGGCCCUCAUCUUGCUGGCGGAGUGAACCCGGAGAACCGCAAAGGAGCUGGCCCCCUGCGUCCACAAGGUGUAGCAGAACAUGGCUCUGCCCCCUCUGCCAUUCACGUACUGAGUCAUGGUGGGCCAGGGGUGCCCUGGGAAGCUGCUCGUCUUGCAGCAGGGGUAGAGCAGACAGAAGUCUCCUUAAUUUGUGUCUCAGAUGUGAGAAUCUCGGAGACACAACAAAUGGAAUAGGGUCAUGUUUGCAGGGGUGAGGACCCUCAUCUAUGGGGAAAGGUUGUAUGUAUUGGGUCUUGAGUGAGGUCUCGGGACGAGCCCUAUCAGAGCCAAGAGUGUGUGUUCGAGAUGAGUCAGGCAGCAAGGAAGCGUCCAGGUUUCCCCCACAGUGCCUGCUGGUUCUGCACACAUCCUGGGGGCGGCGAGCUGGCUCACGGAGCAGCGACAGUGCCUCAGUGCCUCCUCCAAGGAGGACGUCCUGGACCCGGGGUCUGUGUGAGUGCGGGCACUGGCCUGGGACCAUGCCUUGUUUGCUGGUCAAAGCCAGGGUCUUUGCUUUGGGUAUUUUGAUGAUGUGUGUGAAUGUAUACUGUUUUGUGGCCUCAGCUGAAUGCCUCCUGUGGGGAAAGGGGUGGGGGUGACGGUCAUCAUCAGGGCCUGGGGCCUGAGAAAAUUUGGCUGAAUAAAGAUCUAAGAAUCUG
Messenger RNA from Phyllostomus hastatus (greater spear-nosed bat), 2156 nucleotides. RefSeq names its product Ras association domain family member 1 (gene RASSF1). Gene Ontology annotation, cellular component: nucleus; microtubule cytoskeleton. The transcript has 5 exons. The record is from RefSeq and is a predicted model, not a curated record. The coding region runs from base 541 to 1359 and encodes 272 amino acids. NCBI's taxonomy places the organism in Eukaryota, Metazoa, Chordata, Mammalia, Chiroptera, Phyllostomidae. Gene Ontology annotation, biological process: Ras protein signal transduction.